CGAUUCGUGCGUUUGUGUAUGAGAGAGAGAGGGAGAGAGGGAGAGAGGGAGACGCAAUGGCCGCAAUGGCACAUAUGAAGAAGUCGAUCGCCACCAUCAAGCACGCUGGACUGCUUGUAGCACUGUCAUUACUUGUGGGGGUAAUCAGCUUCGCUGUGUUCAAGAAUGCCUUGCAGGGAGAAUUUGUAUAUGACGACACUUACGCAAUUGUUCACAAUCCCGACCUUUAUUCAUCGCAGCCGUGGAUUGACAUCUUCAGACACGAUUUUUGGGGAUUUCCCCUUGAAUCGGAGAAGAGCCACAAAAGCUAUCGGCCUUUGACCACACUGACUUUUCGCUUCCAAAUGAGAUAUGCAGGCGACCAAGCUGACUCGCAAGCAGCCAAUAUGAUGCACAUGUUCAAUGUUCUAAUACAUGCGUUGAACUGCGGGCUGUUGCCGGCUCUCUUUUGCGCUUUUGGUUUUCGCUUGACUGAAUCAGUUCUGGCAGCCCUACUAUUUGCCUGUCAUCCUGUACACGUGGAAGCUGUGGCGAGUCUUGUGGGCCGGGCAGAACUACUUGCUGCGCUGACCACAAUCCUGAGCCUGAUUCUGUGGCAACUUCAUUGGCCCUCCUCUUUGCUCUUUGCUUCUUCAGCUUUGCUUUGCAAAGAGACUGCUACUGCGGUGGCACUACCACUCUGCUCAUGCCUGGAGCUGUUCCAGUGGAUGUCCGGAAAGGCAUCAAGGCCGGUCUUGAAAAUCUUGCUGCCCCUGGUCUUGAUGGCUGCUUUGCUCGCAGCUCGUUUGGCUUUGCAUGGUGGGCUGCAGGCUCGUCCGUUUAUUCACCCAGAGGCAAACCCUGGUGCCUUCGCAGCAGACCCCAUCACCAGAGUCUUGACUCUUCACUACUACUUGUUCAGGCAUUUGCGCUUGUUGAUUUGGCCAUGGCCGUUAUGCUGCGAUUGGAGCUACAUGUCUAUAGCCUCACUGGCAAGUGCAAGGGACUUGCGUGCAAUGAUACCUUUGUGGGUGAUCUAUGGACUCCCGUGGUGUCUCUUCAAACUUAGCAGAGAACAUGGUGCAGCAAAAGGAGUCCACCGUGGCAUAUUGAUUUCCAGUCUUUGGCUUUUAAUGUCACUUUUGCCGGUCUCAAACCUGCUUUUCACGGUGGGGUUCACGGUCGCCGAGCGUGUGCUCUACAUUCCGUCGAUUGGUUCCUCGGCAAUUCUGGCGCGGUUCCUCCUUCAACUAGGCCGCCAAGGCCAUUCGCAAGGCCAUUGGCAAGGCCAUCGGCAAGGCGUGGUUGGCGUGGCUUUGCUGUUGGUGCUUUUUGUUUGGUCGAGGACAUGCCUUGAACACAGCAAAGUUUGGUGGACAGGAGAGAGUCUCUACCGUUCCGCUCUCACAGCUAACCCGCGCAACGAAAAACUACAUGAUCUUUUAGCUACAAGGCUGCAGAAUAGUGGUGGAAACUUGGAGGAGGCAAUCUGGCACGCUGAAGCGGCAAUCAAAUUGAAUGCAGGAUACUGGCAUGCCCACGCCACGCUUGGGCAACUAAAAUUGGCCACUGGAUCAAAAUCACUUGCAAUUGAGCACUACAAGAAGGCAUUGCUCUUGGCGGAGAGGCAGCAAUUAGAUGAUGUUGCCGAUGCGCCCAAGGUCCGAUUGAACCUUGCUGUGAUGCUGCAAGAUGUGGAUGUUCAGAGUGCAGAGGAACAUUUUCGGCGACUCUGCACCCUGCCAUCGAGUACCCAAGGCAUGGCCAUGGUGAUUUUUGGGGCAUUCCUGGAGUCACAAGCUAGGGGGAACAGCAGCAGACUGGCAGAAGCAGCGACGAUGUAUGAGAGUGCGCUGCGUGCACCCACCGGCGCACCGGAGAGUGUGGCACAUUUGCGUCUGGGAUCCGUGCUCCGAAAGCUGGCAAAGCUGGUCGGAAAGGAGCCGACGAACCCACCACUCGAGGCCACGGGAGCAAAGCCCACAAAGCUCCAGCGUGCCAAGCUGCCUGAAAGAAUUGUAUCCUCCUGCUCAAAGGACUCGUUGCCCCUUCCUAGCCUUCGUGGAUCUUUGUACCAAGCAUCUCGCUGUUGGAGCAAGCUUUUCCGGCAGAGAUCUUGCAAUCUCGACCUGGAUUUAGUCCGGAUUCCGGGCUUAGCUCCUUGCCGGGAAGCUCCAGAAACUUUUGGAGCUGGGAGAGAGCUUCUGAGCUGUUUGUGGGUGGCGUACACAGAAGGCCCGAGCAACAGUGAAGAGGAAUUUUUGCUGAGCACUUGGCAGCUACCGGCCACAGAUGAGAGGUCAAUGCAUCACUUCCAGCAAGGUUUGAAAACCGCCCUGGCUCCGAAUUCUGAGCCCUUGGAUCCUGGUGCACGAAAGUGGCGAGAAGCUUUGGCUGUGGUAGGUGCUCGGCUCACUCUCCAAGGGCGAAUGGAAGAGGCCAAAGCGUUGCUCCAAGAUCCACGCGCCUUGCUACCAAAGCUAGCAACAGAACAACUGAAGUCUGGUGAUGCGAGCGUGGCUCUUGAAGCCUUUCAAGCAGUGGCUUCAUUGCAAGAGAGUGCGCAAACACAUCGAGGCUUGGCUGAAGCCUUUGAACGACUUGGUGACAAGGCAGCUGCCAUGCUCCACAAAGAACGUGCAGCAGAAUUCGGCAGAACUCACAAGUCGCAGCAAAAGUGUUUUCUUCGAGCGCGCUGUGUAUGAAAGCCUCCGCUUUGUGAAGCUUUUCUGCACCGUGUAGAUGUGGCACGUAUUUCGGAAAGCAGUGUUCGGCAUCGCUUCACAUGCUGUUGAUUUGAAGCAAAGGGCCGGCCACCCAGCCAUGAUGUACCCACUGAUGUUGCGAAAUAGCACAAAAACUUGGGACACCUGCGACUGCGGUCUUGAUAACAACAUACAUUAUCAUACAUUUUCCUUGAGAAUCUUGGCUGCGAAACCUGCCCAUUGGUAGUGACAACCCUUGUCUCAGCUGCCUUUGUUGGCUCUGCCGAAGGUUAGAAGAUUGCUGUAAUAUCUGCGAGACUCAUGGUUCGUCAAGGCUUUCACAGCUUCGUUGAAGCGGGCGUUGGUUUCAAUGCCUCAUUGUUGGAGGAACUUCAGGAGCUUCGGAUGGAGAAUGUCGUGGAUCUCGACUUUUUCAUUGUUGACGACAUUUUCUUUGGCGUCCUGAUCCUUUUUGGGGUCGUAGUGAUUGGUGGCUGGCUUCUUUUCAUGCUGUGUGCUUGUUGCAUUGCCUGUUGCGCAGCUUGCCAACACUCCAUGUCCAAUUUGGAAUUGGAGAACCUGCAAAACGCCACCCAGACAGACCGAUGGGACAAGGAGAAGUUCAAAGA
Durusdinium trenchii is the source of this 3313-nucleotide messenger RNA. NCBI's taxonomy places the organism in Eukaryota, Dinophyceae, Suessiales, Symbiodiniaceae. The record is from the annotation of a GenBank genome assembly.